Molecule: messenger RNA, 2742 nt
Organism: Cyclospora cayetanensis
Lineage: Eukaryota; Apicomplexa; Conoidasida; Eucoccidiorida; Eimeriidae
Product: mediator of RNA polymerase II transcription subunit 15
Exons: 3
Coding region: 1-2742 (913 amino acids)
Source: RefSeq, a predicted model, not a curated record
AUGAGGAAGCUGACAAAGAUACUAAUAGGUGUGGGCAUUGCGGUGCUACUGAUUGCGGUGCUGAUCCUCACCCUUGUUAUCGUGUUGCGGAAGGAGGAAUGGAUUGUCUUAGAAAAGAGCUUUUCAUCCCUAGGUGACAGCUGUAGCGCUGACUGGAGCGGAAACAGCGAUUGGAGGCGUACAAGAUGCAAAAUGCCUCUCAUCUGCUCAACCGCCAAAGACCAAAGGACAGGAUAUUGCCGGCUGCCUUGGAGUGAAGGGGAAGGCAAGAGCUGUGCAGCCUCUGUGCACCUCUGUUCCACGGGGCUCUCUUGUGAUCCCUACCUGAAGAUCUGUCGCCGUUUGAUAACCGUGGGGGGCAGCUGUACGGAGCAGAAUGCCUUUUUGUGCGAGUCUGGCAUCUGCGGAUAUGCUGCCACACAGACUGUGGACGGAGAGCCCUUAGGGGGUAGGCACUCCCUGUCACGCUACUGUAUUGUAAAGGAUCUACCCCCAGGUGCCUCAUGCGACCGAUUCCGUCACUGUGUAUCAGGCUGCCUACAGUGUGUCCAGGGUGUCUGUAAGCCAGUUAUGUCUCCCCUUGACCACCAACACUUGCUUCUCGAGCAACAGAAAGAGCUCUUAAUGCCACUGGCCGUUAAUGGGUUCAGCGCAGACCAGGAGCAACAGCCCCAGCCCACGAACACAGAGCCUACGCGCACAUCGAGACUGCUAAAACAAGAAUAUGAGAGUUGGAAGGACUCUUCAGGAGAGACAAUGAACAAACGCAUACAGAAAAGGCCUUUAGGACACCAAAAUUCUAGUCAGAAUGAACAAGAAUCAUUGCUGGACGAGCAAGCCAUCCGGCGUGCAUGGGAGCAGCGGGCUGCAGAGGUGUCAGCCAUUUUGGGAGAAACCGUUACACCACAGGAGUUGGCAGAAUUUUUUACUACGCCGAGAGACAUGUAUGGGCAGGCUCUUGGGGCUAUAGAGGGCGAACGGGGGUCCUCUGAGGGGGAGGAGACUAUUGCGGGUCAGCAGGCUCCCUGGGGAUCUGAUAUGUCGCAGCAAUAUCUUCACACGCUUCAACAGCCACAACCUUCAUUAGCAACGUCAUCACAGAGUCGCCCUCUUCUAAACGGCUCCUUGGCCAAGCGACUGGCUCGGCUGUUUACGGGUGUGUCAUACGCCUUCACUCCAGAGGAUCAGGAGAGCAGCCUCCCUUCUACCUUUGGGGCUUUCCCGCCAUCGCUGCCCCCCCAGCUGCCUGGUACUGCUGGCAUGGCCUCAAUGGGAACGAACCUUCCCCAGCAGAACAUCUAUGGAUCCCCUAACUACGACAUAGGUGUCUUCCCGUCCCUCGGGUCCUUGCAGCAGCAGAAUCAAGUGCCUGUGCACCUGCAGCAGCUUCAACAGCUGCAACAACUGCAGCAGCAGCAGCAGCGGGGGUACUCUUCCUAUGACUCCGCAUUAGAGGCAAUGGAGGCCUCAGGAUCUUCUGGGGUCUCUGCCGCUUCCUUGGAGCAGUCGCAAGGAGACACUGCCUCUGACGAAGAGGGCGGAGAACUCGAGGGGCUCUUUUUCCCAGGUAUUAUCAGCACUGCUGUCAAUCCUGUUUCGCCUUUAGGAGUUCCGGUAAGACGCCCUAUGGGGCCCCUCCCUCCUCUUAAUCCUCCCUUUAAUAUGCAGCGGCCGCCUAUUCCCACUCGCCUGCCUCCCGUGGUGCCUCCGCUCCCUUCGCACUUCCCGACUGCCUCCCAACCUACUUUCCCGCCGCUUGGCAAUAUGCCCAUGGUGACCCCAUCGAUUGGGGGGCCCCUCCCAUCGCCUCCCCUCAACACGGGUCUGCAUACUCCUCUAACGCCCCAUCCAGCAGUCAGCCCUCCCGUGGCAACUCUACCAGGCCUGCCAAACCGCCGUCCUCCAGAGUAUAAGGGCGGCUGUUGGUUGGAUCGAUGCUGCGCAACGGUGACCGGUUUCGCUGCCUGCUUCUGCGCUUGUCUGCUGCAGCACCACUACUGCUCCUUCUUGCAUGCCUCACAAGGCUGCCAGCCUAGGAAACGAGAAGGGGCGGCAUGUGUCGGGGACAGUGCGCGAGAGUGUGAAGACCGGCUUUCUUGCGUCAACGGGGAGUGUAGUCCAUGGUUCUCUUCCCGGCACGCCUCCGCAGGGGAUCCGAUAGUGCUGACAGACAAUGUGGACAUAGAUAGCGUCUGUGCCCCUUGGCAGCGGUUUGAAUACGGCCACUCUGCGCAUUCAUCUCAUCUUCAAGGAGGAAUGCCCCCUCAGCUAGCGCUACCAUCUCCACUGGAAACGCCUAAUCCGUAUGGCAACAAUUUGGGCAGAGAUAUCGUAAGGACAUUUAGGAAGUUCACCGGGAGAUGCACUGUGCUCGACAAGAAAAACUGCGUUACAGACAGGGAAUGUUGGGGUGUGGGAGGGUUUGGCUUCUGCGACGUCCGCAGCAAAAAAUGCCGUUCUCCAUCAUACCCAGCUUGUAUCUCCAUCCUAAAGGACUUGUACGCCUGCCUGUGGCAUGAGGGGAGGCUACGGGAGACAACAGAUGAAUACAUUGUGAGCCACAUGCCCAGGACUCCUCAGUUUUUGUUGCACGAGCUACCCAUCAGCGUGAAUCAUGUUCAAAGCAAGUGUAUACCUUCCGCGGUCCUCAACAAGAGGGCAGAAUUUCUCAAGUGUGUCCACGCUCAAGGAUUUACGCUGGAGCGAAUAGUCUACAUCCCAGAGGAAUGGUCUCAAGGGUAA